AUGGCAAAGACUUCAAAAAUCGUUCCCCAGAAAGAAGCUUCUUCUACUUCGUGGCCGGCUACUGAGGUCAAGGGGACCGCUCCAAGCGUGGCCGUUGAUGAACCAGUACCCGAACCCCCUUUGAAAAUGUUCAUCCCCGGGGGAUGCUCGGUCAACGAUGAUUUCAAAGUUGAAAAGCCUUCCUCCGUACAUGCUAUCGCUCGGGUCCCAAAUGAUGUCCCUCGACUCAAGGAGUGGGUCGAGGGUAUCGUUUCACAUAUGCCCUACUCCAAGCACUCGUGGCGCAAAUUAUCGAAUAGUCGUUGGGAGGCUCGUUCUCAUGGCCGGAGAGAGGAAAAGGAGGAGGGUUCUGAGUUCCCUGAGCUCGGAGAGAAAGAAAACAAGGAGAAGUACCGAGAUGAGUUGAUCCAACUCGAGGUAGAAGCCAAAGAGCUUGCUGAGAAGAGAGACACAUACAAACGUCUCUGCGAGCAACGCGAAAGAGAGGCUAAGGGCCUUCGAACUGAGUUGGACGCAGCUAGGAAAGAACACGCCGACCAGGUAAAAAUCUUUGAGGUUAUUGACGAUGAGCUAGACACAGUGACUAAUGGUCAGAACCCACAGGUCAAACAGAAGAUUGAUCGGAUCGACGAACUCCGGGCUGAGAUGGAUGCAAUCAAGACUGCCCGGGAACAAUUGGUCUCGGUGGAGGCCCAACUUCGAGCGACGAGGGAAAAGGCUGAGGCACGAUCCCAAAAAAUUAAGGAGCUUCAGUCUCAGUUGAGCUCGGCUGUUGCCGAUCGAGAGACCCUCGCCAAGGAGCUUAAAGCGGCCAAGUCAGUGGCUGAAAUAACCAAGGCCGAUGUCGAUGAAAUGGUGGCCCAGUACAGAGCCGAUGCCGAGGCAGCCCAGGACCGCCUGAAAGACGUAGUCCAAUAUGUGAAGUGGCAGUCCCGAAAGGAGGCCCUCGAGGAGGUUCAUGCUCGAGGUUUUGAAUUAUCUGCUGAGAUUGAAAGUAUUAAGGGGCUCGAGGCCGAGGCCAAGAAGUUGGCGUAUCCCGAGGACGAAGGAGACUCUGAGGGUUAG
Messenger RNA from Nicotiana tabacum (common tobacco), 1065 nucleotides. The record is from RefSeq and is a predicted model, not a curated record. Lineage: Eukaryota; Viridiplantae; Streptophyta; Magnoliopsida; Solanales; Solanaceae.